This is a messenger RNA of Osmerus eperlanus (European smelt), 4770 nucleotides long. It is a transcript of the gene ppp4r1l, whose product is annotated as protein phosphatase 4, regulatory subunit 1-like. Gene Ontology annotation, molecular function: protein binding; protein phosphatase regulator activity. Gene Ontology annotation, biological process: protein dephosphorylation. The record is from RefSeq and is a predicted model, not a curated record. The transcript is spliced from 20 exons. Bases 161 to 3163 code for a protein of 1000 amino acids. NCBI's taxonomy places the organism in Eukaryota, Metazoa, Chordata, Actinopteri, Osmeriformes, Osmeridae.
UGUCUAUCUACAUACUUUGCGUUUAAUGUGUCAAAAAUAUUGUUAAACAAAUAAAAACGGUUGAAAAACGACAUCAGGAAGUGCUUUCAGGAAGUAGUUUGCCGAUGCUGGCAACGUUGAGUGACAACCCACACGGCAGCUCGCCGAGCAGAUAAUCAAGAUGGCAGGUCUGUCUUUAUAUUUUGAAGAUGGUCACGACGAUCUGGAUGACUUUGGGUUUGAUGACUAUGGAGCAGAGUGCGAUGGAAUCCGGAUCACAGCGUUCCUGGACGCAGGGCAGGACAACCUAACUCCUCUAGGCAGGCUAGAGAAAUAUGCCUUCAGUGAGAAUGUCUUCAACAGGCAGAUUGUGGCGCGCGGGCUGCUUGACGUGCUUCGAGAGUUCAGUGACAAUGAGAAUGACUUUAUCAGUGUCAUGGAAACAGUUGCCAGAAUGUCAGAAGACGGAGAACCCACAGUGCGUGCAGAACUCAUGGAGCAGGUCCCAAACAUCGCCAUGUUCCUACACGAGAAUCGGCCCAACUUCCCCGCAGCCUUCUCCAGAUACCUGGUGCCCAUCGUCGUGCGCUACCUCACAGACCCCAACAACCAGGUGCGUAAGACCAGCCAAGCAGCACUGCUGGUCCUGCUGGAGCAGGGACUGAUCUGCAAGGCUGACAUGGAGACCAAAGUGUGCCCAGUCCUCCUGGACCUCACAGAGCCCAGCAGUGAUGAUGACUACAAGAUAGAAGCCGUGGCGAUCAUGUGCAAGCUGGUGACGAUGUUGAGUAAAGACACUGUUGAGCACCUGCUCCUGCUGCGCUUCUGUGAGCUGUGCAGCGACGCCAGGCUCUUCCAAGUCCGCAAGGUGUGUGCAGCUAAUUUCGGCGAGUUCUGUUCCAUCGUGGGUCAGGAUGCCACAGAGAAACUACUGAUGUCCAAGUUCUUCGACCUGUGCUCAGACAGCCUGUGGGGCAUCAGGAAGGCGUGCGCAGAGUGCUUCAUGAUCGUCUCCAACUCCACCUCCCCGGAGGUGCGACGCACUAAACUGUCCCCUCUCUUCAUCAGCCUCAUCAGUGACCAGUCCCGCUGGGUGCGUCAGGCAGCCUUCCAGUCUCUGGGCCGCUUCAUCUCCACCUUCGCCAACCCCUCCAGCACAGGCCUCCUCUUCAGAGAGGACGGCACCCUGCUGGAGAUGCCCAGGUGUUUUUCUGACGGUGAGUCACCCCUGUGUAUCCAGUCCUCCAUGACCUGCUCUGAGUCUGGAGGCUGUCUGGCGGGCAGGACCGGCCGUCACACCCCAGCCAACCAGGACGGGCGUGCCACCCCCGCCCCUGAGCUUCUCUCCAGGGGGGACCAUGGAGCCAUGGAUCCCCCGGGCCCCGGCCCCCCUUCCUCCAGCUCUGGAGACGGACAUGGACUCCACACACACAACCACAGCCACAACCCCGUAUCGGUCACGGAAAACAGCAAAGAGUCGGAUCAGACGGACGAGAACUUUAACUCUUUCCACUACUGGAGACCUCCGUUACCGGACAUCAGCGGUGAUCUGGAGAUGCUGCAGGGGCCCAUGGUCCAGGAAGAGGGGGAGGAGAAGGAGGAGAGGAAGGAGGUAGAUGCGGGAGAGGUGGAGCUGGAGGAUGGGGAGGUGGAGGAGGCAGAGGAGGAGUACCGGGGGCUAGACUCCAGCCAGGGCCCGGCCACCAGCUCCCAGAUUCAGAAGGUUCUGGACUGUCUUCAGCCUCACAUGGAUGAUCCGGACGUACAGGCUCAAGUCUCUGUGCUAUCAGCCGCCCUAAAGGCAGCCCAGCUGGAUAGCCAAUCAGAUAGCCAGGCUGAAAGCCAGUCCGAAAGUCAGUCUGAAAGUCCAGCAGACAACCAAACGGAAGAGAGCGAAGCUCUGGAGGCCCAACCAGAGAACGGCGAGAGCAGCCCAGUGGAGGAGCAGGCGUCAGACCCGGCUCCUACGUUGGAAGCGGAGCCCAGCCCCACCCAAGAGCAGGCCGAGACCCAGACAGAACCAGAACCAGACGCCCAGGAGAACCAGGACUCUCCUUCAGACUCCCCCGUCCUCGUACGGGAUGACUCGGACCACAGCAGUGUGGAGUCUGAGCUGAUCGAGAGUGUGGAGGAGGAGAGGAAGGAUGACUCUUCUUCAGGUCAGGUGUAUGAGGAAAAACCUAAGGUUCAGAACGUGAUCCCCCAGCAGCUGCUGGACCAGUACCUGUCCAUGACGGACCCAGCCCGGGCCCAGACGGUGGACACGGAGAUAGCCAAGCACUGUGCCUUCAGCCUGCCUGGGGUGGCCUUGACGCUGGGCCGGCAGAACUGGCACUGCCUGAAGGACACCUACGAGACGCUGGCCACGGACGUCCAGUGGAAGGUGAGAAGGACCCUGGCCUUCUCCAUCCAUGAGCUGGCGGUGAUCCUGGGAGACCAACUCACGGCUGCGGACCUGGUGCCCAUCUUCAACGGCUUCCUCAAGGACCUGGACGAGGUCCGCAUCGGGGUCCUCAAACACCUCUACGACUUCCUCAAGCUUCUCCACGCAGACAAGCGGAGGGAGUAUCUGUACCAGCUUCAAGAGUUCAUGGUCACAGACAACAGCCGCAACUGGAGGUUCAGAUAUGAGCUGGCAGAGCAGUUGAUCCUGAUCAUCGAGUUGUACAGCCACUAUGAUGUGUAUGACUACCUCAGACAGAUAGCCCUCACCCUCUGUUCAGACAAGGUGUCUGAGGUCCGGUGGAUCUCCUACAAGCUGGUGGUUGAGAUCCUUCAGAAGCUGUAUGCGUGUGGAGCUCAUGACCUGGGCUUGAACUUCAUUAACGAGCUCAUCGUCAGGUUCUGCCACUGUCCCAAGUGGGUCGGCCGACAAGCCUUUGCAUUCAUCUGCCAGGCCAUCGUGGAGGAGGAUUGCAUGCCCAUGGAGCAGUUUGCCCAGCACCUUCUCCCCAGCCUGCUCAGCCUCUCCUCGGACCCUGUGGCCAACGUGCGCGUGCUGGUGGCCAAGGCCCUGCGGCAGAGCGUCAUGGAGAAAGUGUACUUCAAGGAGCCUGGCAGUGCCUACUCUGAUGAGCUGGAGGAGACUGUGAUGGCGCUGCAGGCUGACAAGGACCGGGACGUCCGUUUCUUUGCUAGCCUGGACCCCAACAGAGCCCUGCUGGACACGGCUGCCUUAAUCUAGCCCCUCACAGCCCUGCCCCUGGUGCCCAGCCCUGCCCCUGGUGCCCCCCACCUGCCUGUCUACCUACCUGUCUGUCUGACACAGUCAGCAACUUGCAAGCACCAGAUCAGACCACUUGCCAGCAGAACAGACCUGCGCUAAGGCACUGAUGACCACUCACACCUGCGCGCACACACACACACACACACUUAACAAUAGUGUGUGUGUUCAGAAAGACACUUUCACUUCCACACACACUAGAACAAGCACUCUUCUCUCCGGGGAAGGCGCGCCCACCCCCUUCACCCACCUCCAGAGAGGAUUGAGCAGGGCUCGGGUGAGCUGGAUCUCCCAGAGGAUGCCCCAACAGCCCCUCACACCUCCAGGACUGUCCCUCUCGAUCUUACCAGCACCCUCACACAGACUCCACUAGCAGACUGGAGGACAGCACAGCCAGCUCACUCUACUCUGCUCUCUCCAAAGCUAAUUGUGAUAGUUUUUAUUUUAUUAUUAUUACUACUUCCUCCUUUUGUAUUUAAUCAACCAACAAGCCGUCAGGCAGGCAGGAAGGCCUCGACAGGCUCUCUGCCUUCCACGGCCGCUAACUCAGGGGGACUGAUGGAAACAGACAGCAUUAGCAACAACCAGCGCUGCUGACUCAGCACGGGAAGUUAAACUAGUAAAACUCCAACCAGCCACGCAGCACCCCCACCCAACCUGUCCUCUCCAUGGUACUGACUCGUCCAUGUUUGUCUCGCUCUCUGUAUCUUUCUGUCUUUUUCCCUGACUCUCCCAUGCAGUCUGCCUCCUCUCUCCUCUAAUGUAUUCACGGGCCUCUGAAACCACUACUGCGCAGCGGGGAACAGCUCCAGCUGCUCCCAGUAAACCUCUGGUAGAACCAGGUAGAACCAGCUCAGAUACUUCUAAAAGGAACGUGUCUGAAUCACCUGUUUGAUCUAGUUUCUCAGUGCAUGUGUGCGCACGCACAUGCGUUUGUUUACCAAUAAUGUGACAAGUCUCCCGUACUGUCGGAGACAAAUGAAAUACCUCUGUUGGGACGAGGCUCUGCCUGUUGUGGAGAGGGGGGGGGGGAGUGAGGCUGAGGAGGACUUUCAUCUGUGACACGGAGGGGGGGGGAGGGGUCUUAUUGUUGAUAAAGGGCUUCAGGUGAAGUGACCAAGGUGUAAUGUAAACCAUGAGGCAAGUGCAGGAUCAAAACUACAUGGAACAGGCAUGUUUCAUUGCAGUAGAAACUCACCUUCCCUUCUGCUACACAGUUCAACCAAUUCCUCGUUCGGUUGACAUCCUGGUAUUUAUUAUGUGGCGUUAGUAGCUCGGUUGGUCUGACUGCCCACAAUUGUACAGUAGCCUAUAGGAAUGAAUGAGUACUGGCGAUGUAGCAAGGGUCCCAGUUUGAGAGGCUGCAUAUGUACCAAGUUUUAAUAUGUACCAGGUAUCAUAAGAUUAGCAACUUUUCAAGCAUUGUACAGCAUAACCUGUGGAAACGAUGUGUGUUUGAGAAACCAAGGCCAGUGUAAGGGUUGACUUGUUCCCCUAUUGACAUGAGUGAAUAUAACGGGAGCAGUCACCAAGUCACUUUUGUAGUCUUUUUAAAAAAUAUAUAAAAA